AGGAUCUGACAUCAAAUGAUCAAGGUAUUGGCUUAAUCUUAUUGUUUUCGUCUACAAAGCGACAAGUAAACGGAGAGAGUGUCAAUUUGCCAGUGCGUUUAGAAUCCGGGAAAGUCGAUCUUUUCCAUAGCGGAUCAGCGGCGGUGCUGGAGACGGAGUUUGGGCUCCGAGUGUCCUACGACUGGAGCCAUUAUGUGGUGGUGAUGGUUCCCAGCCUGUAUUCGGGCUCACUGUGCGGACUGUGUGGAAACUUCAACGGAGAGCCGGCAGACGACUUUGUGUCUCCCAACGGCACGGCGCUGUCUACAGCAGCAGUGUUCGGGAACAGCUGGAAAAUCUCCGAUCCCGAGGCGGUGUGCUCGGACGAUCCGGGCUCGGUGAUUGUGUGCAGUGACUCUGACCGCCGUCUCUUGAGCUCCGAAAGUUACUGCGGUGUUCUGAGCAACGUCAGUGGGCCAUUCCACCAGUGCCAUUCGGUGCUGAGCCCGAUGGCUGCCCAGGAAAACUGCAUCUUUGAUCUGUGCGCCGUGGGAGUGAGCAGGGAGCUGCUGUGUCAGGCGAUUGGAUCGUACGCAGCAGAGUGUCAGAGACGGGGAGUGAUGACCGGGGAUUGGAGAAAUGUCACUGGCUGCGGUAUACAGUGCCCAGAAAACAGUCACUUUGAGGUGUGCGGAAACCCGUGUGAGGGAAACUGUGCAAAUAUCUCCGUGGGAUCGUCCUGUGCUCAGGAGUGUGCUGAAGGAUGUUUCUGUGACCGUGGUUACUUGAGAAGUGGGGACAGUUGUGUUCCUUCAGAGCAGUGUGGUUGUACCCAUGAUGGGGUGUACAUGAAGAUAGAGGAGGUCAGGCUGACAGCUGACUGCAGCUCCCGAUGCCAGUGCCUGGCCAGGAACGAGGUGAGAUGCGUUCCUGCAGGCUGCCGUCCAACAGAGCGAUGCACUGUGAGGAGGGGGAUCAGAGGCUGCCUCACCUCACUCAGCACAUGCACCGUGAGCGGGGACCCUCACUACCUCAGCUUUGACGACGCAGUGACUCACUUCCAGGGCACCUGCGACUACGAUGUGGCCAAGGUCUGUAGCCGGUCCUCAGCAAACUGGUUCCGAGUGACGGCUGAGAACCAGCACCGACGAAACAACCUGGUGUCAUUUGUAACCCGGGUACACGUCUACCUCCUGGGGGUUCACAUUGCCAUCGAGAGUGGCCGAGGGGUGCUGGUGAAUGACGCAGUCGUAUCGUUGCCCCACGGUAUUCAGGGCUUGGCCAGUGUCUCACAGUCGGAUGGCUUCAUUGUGGUUGACACAGUCACCAACGUGGAGGUGCAUUAUGAUGGAAGGAGUACGGUGUUGGUAAAGGUGGGGCCGGAAUAUGCAAACAGACUGUGUGGGAUGUGCGGGAAUUUCAACGGGAACGUGACAGAUGACAAGGUUCUGCCGAACGGACAGACGGCCAGGAGCGACGCGGAGUUUGGCAACUCCUGGAAAACGGAAAACAGCGAUUUGGGGUAGAGUUUUCCAGGCUGCACAGUCAGACACACAGGCCAUGCAGGAUUUAAGAGAGAAAUGAUCACUCUGCCCCAUCCUCUGAGCUGACCACUACUGUACCAACGGAAUUAGGAAUGGCUGGAAAAGCUCAGUGGGUCUGGCAGCAUUUGUGGAGAGAGAUCAGAGUUAAUAUUUUGGUUGGAGUGACCCUUCUGCGGAACACAUGGUAGCUGGGAAAAUGUUCUGAUGCCCGAAUUAACUCUGAUUGCUCUCCACAGAUGCUGGCCAGAACUGCAGAGAUUUUCCAGCAGUUUCUGCUUUUGGAGUUAGCAAAAUUUGGUUUUAUGCAGAUGGUAGUAUUAUGAAGUCAAAAGCAUGCAUGUUCACUUUAAAAUAGAAAGUGUUUGCUGAAUAGUGAAGUAAAUUUAAAUUGCAGGCUCAGCUGCCUGAUGGAAAGGCUGGGAGAUGGGCUGUUCCAAAAUAGGUUCAUGUAGCAAAUGGCUGUUAAAUGGAUGCCUGAGCUUUGGUUGCUGUUCUGACAACAAUCAAAUUUAACCAAUUAGUUUAAAUUAUGUCCAGGA
This is a messenger RNA of Chiloscyllium plagiosum (whitespotted bambooshark), 2062 nucleotides long. NCBI's taxonomy places the organism in Eukaryota, Metazoa, Chordata, Chondrichthyes, Orectolobiformes, Hemiscylliidae. The record is from RefSeq and is a predicted model, not a curated record.